AUGGGAGCCAAAACGUGGUGUUUUGAAAAACCGUCUUUCUUAUCAUAAAGGUAAGCCCUUUGUCCCGCCCACCGUGGCCCCGGACCCAAUCAAAACGGGCAAGUGUUUACCAAGCUACGGCAUCGACUACACAGGCGACCUGGCCGUGACUUUGGGCGGCCACACCUGCAUGGCGUGGUCGUCGCCGGUAGCGAGGGCCCUCAGCGCGGACAAGGAGUUCAUCCCUGAGGUCAGUCUCCCAGGCAACAAGUGCCGUAACCCUGACAACGACCCAGAGGGCCCCUGGUGCUACGUGCAGGUCGCUGGAAACGUGACGAUCGACUACUGCGACCUGGAGCUGUGUGAGGAUCCAUUGGCUGAUGAUUCUCUGACAUCAGAGGCCGGGGGACAGCAGCGCUCCGUUCUGACCAAUCGGAAAACGUUCUUCCAACCUCGGACCUUCGGCCAAGGAGAGAGCGUGUGCGGAGAGCGUCCUCUGUUUGAGAAGGUUAAGAAACAGGACGCGAAGGAGGCGGAGCUUCUGGAGUCGUACCAGGAGAAACGCAUCGUUGGAGGCGACAGCGCCGAGGUGGCCUCAGCACCAUGGCAGGUGAUGCUGUACAAGCGGAGCCCCCAGGAGCUGCUGUGCGGCGCCAGCCUGAUCAGCGACCAGUGGAUCCUCACCGCCGCCCACUGCAUCCUGUACCCGCCCUGGAACAAGAACUUCACCGCCAGCGACAUCCUGGUCCGCCUGGGGAAGCACGACCGCGCCACGUUUGAGCGCGGCCAGGAGAAGAUCGUGGCGAUCAGCGAGAUCAUCGUCCACCCGAAGUACAACUGGAAGGAGAACCUGAACCGCGACAUCGCGCUGCUGCACCUGCGCCGGCCGGUGGAGUUCACCGACCGGAUCCACCCGGUCUGCCUGCCCAGCAAGAAGGUCGCCAACACCCUGAUGACGGCGGGGUAUAAAGGCCGGGUGACGGGCUGGGGGAACCUGAAGGAGACCUGGAACCCCUCGGCCCGGAACCUCCCCAAAGUCCUGCAGCAGAUCCACCUCCCGAUCGUGGACCCGGACGUGUGCCGUAGCUCCACCGCCGUCAAGACCACGGACAACAUGUUCUGUGCCGGUAACGGUCCCGGUCCCAGAGGACCUACCUGAGACCAGAUCACACCG
Etheostoma cragini (Arkansas darter) is the source of this 1153-nucleotide messenger RNA. It is a transcript of the gene f2, whose product is annotated as coagulation factor II (thrombin). Gene Ontology annotation, biological process: blood coagulation; platelet activation; proteolysis. The annotation marks the transcript as partial. The record is from RefSeq and is a predicted model, not a curated record. NCBI's taxonomy places the organism in Eukaryota, Metazoa, Chordata, Actinopteri, Perciformes, Percidae. Gene Ontology annotation, molecular function: calcium ion binding; serine-type endopeptidase activity. The transcript has 6 exons. Gene Ontology annotation, cellular component: extracellular region.